This is a messenger RNA of Drosophila pseudoobscura, 1384 nucleotides long. RefSeq names its product zinc finger protein 239-like. The transcript has 3 exons. Lineage: Eukaryota; Metazoa; Arthropoda; Insecta; Diptera; Drosophilidae. Gene Ontology annotation, biological process: regulation of transcription by RNA polymerase II. The record is from RefSeq and is a predicted model, not a curated record. Gene Ontology annotation, molecular function: DNA-binding transcription factor activity, RNA polymerase II-specific. Gene Ontology annotation, cellular component: nucleus. Bases 1 to 1134 code for a protein of 377 amino acids.
AUGUAUCCCGUUCUUGUAAUCUCGUUCUUGACCUGCCUCAAGCCAAAAAUCAAAAACGCCUGGUACGCCUGUACUCCGAUUUCGUUCGCGCAUAACAGCACAGAAAAGCAGUCAUCUGUUUUUACUUUGCGCUUAACAGCACUAUCCGUGUGCUCUUCCGAUUGUUCCGGCAAUGAAAAUAUUCAUGAUAAGGAUGCGGCUCUUCUGUUUAAAUGUAGUCACUGCCCGAAGUCCUACAUAAGAAAGUCAAGCCUACAACAUCACAUCCGUACGCACAUAGGGGACCGACCAUAUAAGUGUUCCGACUGCCCUAAAUCGUUUCAACAAAAAUCCCAUCUCAUUGAACACACCCGUAUUCACACUGGGGAGCGACCAUAUAAAUGUAAUCACUGUUCGAUGACUUUUUCGCGAGCCGGAGUUCUAAGCGAUCACAUCCGCUCACAUACAGGUGAUCAACGCUUCAAUUGCUCUUUCUGUACGAUGUCUUUUAACAAAAAACAGCAUUUGGAAACACAUGUACGUACUCACACAGGAGAAAGACCGUAUAAGUGUUCACACUGCCCCAAGUCCUUUUCCCAAGCUGGAACUCUUGGGGUGCACGUCCGUACACAUACCGGCGAACGAGCCUACAAAUGCUCCGAGUGCUCAAAGUCGUUUAUACAAAAAUACGAACUCAAAUUACACAUUCGUACGCAUACUGGGGAGCGACCGUAUCAGUGCAGUCAAUGUUCAAAGGCGUUUACGCAACAUAACACCCUCAAAGCGCACAUCCGAAGUCAUUCCGGAGAUCGACCUUUUCAAUGCACUCACUGCUCAAAAUCAUUUAAGCAAAAAUCUGGCCUCAAUGUGCACACUCGUACGCACACUGGAGAACAGCUGUACCAGUGUUCUUACUGCGAAAAGUCCUUUAAACAAAACCACCAUCUGCAAAUACAUACCCGUAUUCACACAGGUGAUCGACCCUACUCGUGCACUCACUGCUUCAAGUCAUUCAAGCAAAAACACCAUCUCACCGAACACAUCCUUACCCACACUGAGGAGAAACUCUACACGUGUUCUUACUGCCCAAAGACAUUUAAACAAAACUCUUAUCUUCAAAAGCACACCCGAACUCACACAAAAAAUGACCGUUAACGUGUAAAAAAGGGAAAAAUGUAAUUCUUCAUUUAGCCACUCUUCGACAUAAAAUCUAUACAACACCUAAACCACGACCUUUAGGGCUAGCGCACACUAGAGUGUGCAGCUGAAGAUACUGAUAACGGAUCCCCUCAUCAUACAAUGCAGAACGAUUCGAUAAUUUAUUUAACUUUAGUUAUUCCCGAAAAGACAAAAAUGUAUUGUACUAAUUUAAAUACAAAUUCAUCACGCGAUUGGUCUGUAGUAA